This is a messenger RNA of Salpingoeca rosetta, 2615 nucleotides long. RefSeq lists its product as uncharacterized. The record is from RefSeq and is a predicted model, not a curated record. The coding region runs from base 34 to 2526 and encodes 830 amino acids. Lineage: Eukaryota; Choanoflagellata; Craspedida; Salpingoecidae. The transcript is spliced from 3 exons.
CCCAAACUGAGACAGCCAACCGAGACAGCAACGAUGCGCUUCAACCAACGUUUGGCUGCAGGAAGUGGCGUGGCGGUGGUGGUGUGCCUGCUUCUGCUCGUCACAGUGAGCACAUACAGAGGGAUCGCUCGCCGGCGCAGACAGGUGGAUGUGUUGCAGGUGCGUCUGCAUGAUGCAAACGCGACAAAGCAGUGGGCUGAGCUGCAGAUGCGCUCCAUGCGACAGGAACUGGAGCAUGCCCGCGCCUCCCACAAGGAGCAGUUGCAGCUGUGCGAAACCAGCACCAAGCAGCGGCAGCGACAACUGGAGACCCAAGCGCAAGUGGCCAAGCUGGAGGCGAGGCACUCGGCAGCUAUGUUGAGGACGUGCACCAACACGACGUCCCAGCUUGAGCACGAGCUGGCACAAAUGAAAGCGCAGCUAACCACCUACGACAAGCAGCUGCAGGAACACCGAACACAGGCACGCAGCCUGCGAGAUGAGCUGGACGAAACGAAGCAGCAGCUGCGAGCAGAGCGCGAGAAGGCUGCGCGCAUGCAGGAAGAACUUGCAUCCGUGCAGCAGGAGUGGGAGGAUGCUUUGCACGAACGAAACAAACGCCAGCGCGACAAGCGACAGCGCGAACAAGAACAGGAGGAAGAGGAGCAGGCAGCAGCAGACCAGGACCGCAAGGAUCGCAGUGACAGUGGCUCUUGCAAGGCCAAGUUGACCAAGGCCACCGACAGCUUGCACCGCGCCGUGAUGGGGUGGGAGGCGUGCAAGGAGGAUAUGGCUGUCUUGCAGGCCAAAAUCGACUCCAAAUCACGGGCGCUGGUGGAGGCGUUGGAUGUUGCGCACACGCUGAAGACGGCGGUGGCGGCGCUUAGGGCACGGCGCGACCAGCACGACGGAGGCGAAGGGGGUGUGGAGGGUGUGGAGGGUGUGGAGGGUGUGGAGAAGCAGGUGAAGAGUAGGGAGGAGGAGGAGGAGCAUCGGGAGCAACAGGAAGAGGUGCAAGGGUAUGGGGCUGGUGGGAAGGAAGAAGAGGAGUUUGAAGAGGAAGGAGACGAAAAACAGGCUGAACGGGGAUACGAUGAAGAGCAAGGGGGAGAAGGAAAACAAGGAGGAGAAGGAGAACAAGGAGGAGAAGGUGGUGGUGUUGAUGGAGGAAAAACGGACAGGGAGUGGAGAGACGGGCAGGUCGGUGAAGACGUCGAUGCUGAGGAGGGAGACCAGGAGCAAGGGGAGGAAUGGCAGCAGCAGGCAGACGAGAACCAAGUCGACAGGAACAAGCACGUCAGUGAGGCGAAGGAGCAGCCGGAAGGUGAUGGCGGUGGUGGUGGUGACGGUGAUGGUGGUGGUGACGGUGAUGGUGGUGGGCAACAGACAACUGCGACACCCGUCCCCGCGCACGAGGAAGAAGGAGAAGAGGAGGAGGAAGGACGACAGAGGGUGGAUGGGGACGGGAAAGCCGCCAGCGACAACACUGCUGUCGUUGAUGGCGACAGUGAGGAGGAGCAAGCAGCUGAACGAAGCGCUCAUGAACAACAGCAGCAGCAGGAGUGGGAACAACAGCAGGAGUGGGAACAGCGGGAACAGAAGGAACAGCAUGAGGAGGAGGAAGAACAGCAACAAGAACAGCAACAAGAACAGCAACAAGAACAGCAGUAUCAGCAACAACAACAGCAACAACAAGAGCAGUAUCAGCAACAACAACAGGAUCAUCAGCAUCAGAAGCAGGGGUAUCAAGGACAGGAAGAGAAUGAUCGAGUGGCAUUCGUGCCAAGAGACGAAGAAGAGAAGGACGCUCGCAUGGACAAGCAACAGCCGCGCCCUGAUCGUGUCCACGGUGAUGGUGGCGACUUUGAUGCUGGUGGUGGCGGUGCUGGUGGUGAUGGGAGGCCGUUCGUGGUACGUCGUCGUGAUGUCAUCGACGAUGGUGGUGACAGCAGACACGCGCAACACCACCAGCAGCAGCAACAACAACAACAACAACAACAUGGCGAACAACAACAACAUCAUCAAGAACAACAGCAAGAUCAGCAGCAGCAGCAGGGGUGGCGAGAGCGUGUGGGUAUGAAGAAAGCAGUGUUUGCUGCUGGUGUUGAUGGUGGUGCAGAUGGUGGUGUUGAUGGAGAUGUGGGGCAGAGGGGCGGGCAGGGUGCUGGAGUGCAGCGAAGCCACGAUGAAGUGGAUGGUGACGAGCGACGCGACGACGAAGGGGAGAAGCCUGUUGCGCGCGGCUUUGGAGCGAAGCAGAGAGCACCAAUCCACGACCGUGGUGGUGGUGGUGAUGGUGGUGGUGAUGGUGGUGGUGGUGAUGUUGAUGGUGGUGAUGGUGGUGGUGGUGUCGUUCGUGAUCAGCAGCAGCAGAGGGACGAGUGGGGCAACAGCUUUGCGCAAUUCAAGUCACAGAAGAAGAAGUUACGAGGAGGAGGAGUGGGGCGCAACCACGCUCGUGUUGAGAAAGCAGGUGGUGGUGAUGGCAUGGGAAAGCGUCGGCGUGGUGAUGACGAUGAUGCAGGCAGGGUUGUGGAUGUGCAGUGAUGUGAUACGAUGGCAAGGGACCAGUUAUGCAACAACCCCCAAUGUGGCGCCCCCCUUUUUGAUUAGAAGUAAACGUUGACUGAACCUAG